This is a messenger RNA of Papilio xuthus (Asian swallowtail), 1794 nucleotides long. RefSeq names its product putative inorganic phosphate cotransporter. Gene Ontology annotation, cellular component: membrane. Lineage: Eukaryota; Metazoa; Arthropoda; Insecta; Lepidoptera; Papilionidae. The transcript has 11 exons. Gene Ontology annotation, biological process: monoatomic anion transport; transmembrane transport. The record is from RefSeq and is a predicted model, not a curated record. Bases 295 to 1704 code for a protein of 469 amino acids. Gene Ontology annotation, molecular function: transmembrane transporter activity.
GUGCGCACGGCCGCCGCGGUGAACGCGCGCGCAACAACACAUAUUUUUAUUGUAAUCACACCGAACCAAAAUAUUAGCCAAAGAAAGUAAACUUUAUACAAGUUCAACACAUAAUGAACAUUUUCCAUCACAAUUAACAGUAUUUUGUACAUAAUUUAAUUUUUAAUUACAAUAUUAAUUCGAAUUAAAAUGGACUCAAGGUUAUAGUUUAAGAUUAACUUUAAAUUAUAAUUGUGGUUGAUACAUUUUCCUUUUCUUCGAGUGAUUGUUAAGAAGUAUUAAAACAAAGUGAAGAUGUCAGAAGAAGGUGUCACACAAGAUGUCAAGAAACCCAGAUCAACGCUGGGCGUGCGGCACGCGCAAUGCGUGAUGCUAUUCUUCGCGCUGGUGCUGGCGUUUGCGAUGCGGGUGAACAUGAGCAUGGCCAUCGUCGCCAUGACUGACAAGACAAAGGAGGACUCGUUCGGGUGGAGCAUGCAGACGCAGUCGGUGAUCUUGUCGUCGUUCUUCUGGGGCUACGUGGUGCUGCAGAUCCCGGCGGGCGAGCUGGCGGCGCGCUACGGCGGCAUGCUGCUCAUCACCGCUUGCAUCGCCAUCAACUCCGCCGUCUCCCUGCUCAUCCCUAUCGGAUCCCACUAUGGUGGAUGGCAGCUGGUGUGCGCGUGCCGCGUGGUACAAGGUCUGUCGCAGGGCUUCCUCUACCCCUCCAUGCACAACCUUAUCGGCAAGUGGGUGCCACUCGAGGAGAAGAGUCGCCUCGGCACAUUGAUUUAUGCCGGCGGCCAAUUCGGCACGGCGUUGCAGCUGAUGGCGUCAGGCUUCCUCGCGGAGUACUGGGGCUGGCCCGCCAUCUUCUACGUGAACGGAACCCUGGGCGCCGUAUGGACCGUCAUUUACGUUUUCCUCGGUGCUGACUCUCCCCAGGCCUCCAGGAUGAUUAGUGCCGAAGAGCGACUUUACAUACAGACCUCUUUGGGACAUGUCGGUGUCCAGAAGAAACUAAAAACGCCGUGGAAGAAAAUCUGGACAUCGCUAUCUUUCAUUUCCCUGAUCGUGGUGCAUUGUGGCCAGAAUUGGGGCUUCUGGACCCUGAUGACGGAGAUCCCCUCCUACAUGAGCCAGGUGCUCGGAGUGGACAUCAAGGCGAACGGUUUGAUGUCGGCAUUGCCCUACCUGGCCAUGUACUUGUGCAGCUUCCCGCUGGGCUUCAUGUCGGACUACAUCCUCAAGAAGAAGUGGCUCAGUAUCACCGCUUGUAGAAAACUUUCCAACUCUAUUGGUCUGUUCGGUCCCGCGGUGGCGCUAGUGGGUCUGUCGUACGUGCCGGCGGGCAACAUCACGCUCGCUGUGGCGCUGCUCACCGUCGUCGUGGGCCUCAAUGCCGGACACUACACUGGAUUCCUGAUCGUGCACAUCGACAUGGCGCCGAACUUCGCAGGCACUCUGAUGGGCAUUACGAACUGCCUAGCCAACGGCAUCUCCAUUAUCGCCCCGCUCGCCGCCGGUGCCAUACUAAAGGAUGAGACGGAUCCAAACGAAUGGCGCAAAGUGUUCUACGUGUCAUCUGCCAUCUACAUCGCUGCCAACGUCUUCUUUAUCAUCUUCGGCACCAGUGAGCGCCAGGAAUGGAACGAGCCCCUCGAAGAUUCCAAAGUCGCUCCUAAUGAUAUGACUUCGGAAAAGAAAACAGAGAAAGUUGUUUGAAGGAAUCAAAAGUGUUUCAUUUCAUUUUUGUACCUGAUUGUAAAUAGUUGACACUUUAGUGAGAGCAAAAUGACUUUGAUGUAGAUAUAA